Molecule: messenger RNA, 3507 nt
Organism: Octopus bimaculoides (California two-spot octopus)
Lineage: Eukaryota; Metazoa; Mollusca; Cephalopoda; Octopoda; Octopodidae
Biological process (GO): protein folding; protein peptidyl-prolyl isomerization
Cellular component (GO): intracellular membrane-bounded organelle; cytoplasm
Molecular function (GO): cyclosporin A binding; peptidyl-prolyl cis-trans isomerase activity
Source: RefSeq, a predicted model, not a curated record
ACAACUGUUCCGAAUCAAUGACUAUAAAACAAGUUGUCAACGAAAAUCAAUUGAUUUCAUUGAUUCACGAUGAUUUCUUUAUUUGUUGCAAUGAAACAGGUGUAAUGAUGUUGAUUGGGUAAGAAUUCAACUAGAUAUCGUGGCACUAUUACCUUUUAUCACUUCUUUAUAAAGAACUAUCGUGUUCUUUUCCUCAGUAAGACUACUUAGACAACCUCUGUUGAGAAGAGACAAAAAAUCGAAUCAGAAGGUAAUCAGAAGAUUUCCAUCAUUCCUCAAGAAAUAGAAAUAUAACGAAAAUAAACAUUAAAAGAAACGUAAAAAGUAAAAGAGAAAUAAGAACAAACAAUAAUGGAAACAAAAUCGAUACUGAUCAAAUCCUGUUUAUUCACAUUGGUUUUCUUUCUAUCGAGUCAAACUACUUCAGCAAAUCCCAACUAUACUGUCACAGAGGAAGCCUGGUUUGAUUUCCUCAUCAAGAAUUUUACCAACUCGAACGACGAUGACGUAAUUCGUGUAGUGAUUGCAUUAUUUGGAGAUGUUGCGCCAAUGACUGUCACCAAUUUCGCUGCUAUCACACGAGGAUACAACCGAGGAAAAGAAAAAUUACAUUACAAAGGCACAAACGUCCAUCGAAUCGUCCCUGAUUUCGUCAUUCAGAUGGGAGACAUUACAAAAGGAGAUGGCACGGGAGGUCGUUCUAUUUAUGGUGAUAAAUUCGAUGACGAAGAUUUCAUUCUCAGCCACAAAGCAGCUGGUUAUGUUUCUAUGGCUAAUCACGGACGGGACUCAAACGGUUCUCAGUUCUUUAUUCUUCUGAACAAAGCCAGAUGGUUGGAUGGAAAGCAUGUUGUAUUCGGGAAAGUCAUCAAAGGAAUGAAUGUUAUAGAAAAAAUCGGAAAUGUUAAGUCUCACAAGGACACCGCAGUUCCUUUUACAAUUGUGAAAAUCGUGGAUUGUGGUCUGGUUGGUAUAGAAAAGAAAUACCAGCUGACAGAGGCACAGAGCUUGUCCAACAAAGAUCUCUAACAAAAUCAAAGUGUAACUGUUAUAGACAAUAUGUAAUUAGAGAGACACAGAAGUUACUGUUGGGUGGGAUAUAUAUUUUAUUUUAGAUAAAAACCUAAUUGUAUGUCUGCAAGCUAUAAAAUAAAAUAUGCUGGCAUGCGUAUUUGGCAUUGUGCUGUAUGUAUGUACGUGUGUAUAAAUGAGCUUGUGAUUAUAUACCAACGUAGGGCGAUUAAUUUGGCAGAAUCGUUACCGCAAGAUGGAUGGCGGCAUUUCGUCGGCCUUUGCGUUUUGUGCUCAAAUUUUGCCAAGGUCGACUUUGCCUUUCAUCCUAUCUGGGUCGAUAAAAUAAGGACCAGUUGAUUCACGAAAUUGCUGGACUUGUGCCAAAAUUUGAAACCAUUUAUAUACCAGUGUGAUGUGUAUGGUGGAAUACACUUGAGGCAUUUUUCAUACAGUGAAUUCAUUGCCGAUUUCUUUAAUACAUCACAGUAUGAAUACACACAUGUGUGUGUAUAUGUACGCCUGUGUGUGCAUAUACAUAGCAUGCUAUUGACUCUGUGUGUGUGAGUGAUUGUGUGUGUGUGGGGGGGGGGAGAAAGAGUGAUAGUGUGUGUGUGUGUGUGUGUGCGUGUGUGAGUCUGCGUGUGUGAGAGAGAGAGAGAGAGAGAGAGAGAGAGAGAGAGUGAGUGAUUGUGAGUGACUGUGCGUGCGUAGGUGGUAAUUGUUUCUUGAGUAAAGAUUGAAUUUUUAAAACAGUAACAUAGAUAUAUUUCAUAUUUUCUUUGAUUUGUGUAGGAGUGAGUGUGUAUGUAUGUAUGUAUGUAUGUUGGUGUUUGUAUGUAUAUUGGUGUGCGUGUAUUCCAAGCAUUAGAAAAUGCACACACACACACACACACACACACACACACAAAGAUUCAUAGAUUACAUUGAUUUGGCUUAUUUUUCAUCUAUGGUGAAGGUGUCUCAGGACCGUAUAUCCACGACCCUCUUAGGAAUAUUUGGGUAGAAAUGGAUGGAUGGAUAGAUGGAUGGAUGGAUGGAUGGAUGGAUGGAUAGAUGGAUGGAUUUCAAUUUUGCAUUCAAAUUUUAGUGUAAGAUUCUUCAUAUCCCGACAACGAUAUUGCAUAUAAAUGUGACAAUUUAGUUAAAGGUCAUUUCAAACAAUCUUAUAGGUCAAUAGAUGAAGCAUCCACAGUAUUUUCUAACUUUUUAAUUAUACGAAGCUCUCUGCUGAUACUUCGUUGACUUAACUUGACUGAGCAAGUAUCAGAGAAGCAAGCAAUUGUCUUGGGCUUAGACAGAGCGUAAUACUGAUUUCAAAUGUUGGCACAAGGCCAACAAUUUCAGGGAAAGGGGAAACUUGAUUACAUCGACUCCCGAUGCUCAACUUGUACUUAUUUUAUCGACCCCAAAAGGAUGAAAGGUAAAGUCGCCGUCGGGGAACUUUGAGCUCAGACGAAAUGCCGGUAAGCAUUUUGCCCAGCGUGCUAACGGUUCUACCAGCUCAUUGCCUUAGGCAGAGCGUAGUAACAGUCGAACUUUUAGCACGACAGGCAAAGUGCUUGGCGGAAUUUUCUGCCGAGGUCUGCUCUGCUUUUCAUCCUUUCAAGAUCGAUAAAAUAAAUACCAGCUGAUUACUGGGGGCCGAUGUAAUCGACCUCCCCCCUCCUCCCCGAACUUGCUGGCCUUAUGCCAAAAUUUGAAAUGAUAUUAGUUCAAUUCACCUCCAGUUAAACUUUGUUUUGCCAAAUCCGAACAUAUAUUCUCUUCUGAUGAUCUCUGAUACCGGUGUCCGGUAUGCAGAGUGUCGAUCGACUAUACUUGCACAAGCAAUCUGUUUCCAAGUCUCUCUUCAGCCGAGGCAAAGCACAAUACUCUCGAGAUAUUCCCUAUUGCAAGGUCAGAAGUGCGUGUCUCUUGCAUUAGAGAUCUUAGUAAGUGCUUUAGGAUUGCGACUCUAAACCACUUCCACAAGUGACGUUGUUAGAAGACCUCAUCUCUAUCUCCUUCUACUGAAUGUCACCUUCAUAUGCCAGUAAUGGUAACCGAUAAAGGAGAGUUAACGAUAGUGUUAAGUUUGCAAUAUUUCAAACCAGUUGCUUGCGAUAAACACGUGUCUCUUAGUAUAUACGGAAGAUAAAAUUUUAAUAUUUCUUUUUGUAUAUCCAUUUCUCUUUCUCUCUCUCUCUUUCUCUCUCUCUCUCUCUCUCUCUCUCUCUCUCUCUCUCUCUCUCUCUCUCUCUCUCUCUCUCUCUCUCUCUCUCUCUCUCUCUCUCUCUCUCUCUCUCUCUCUCUUUCUCUCUCUCUGUUAUCAGUUAAAAACAUUCGGCUGACACUCUACUAAGGCACCUUUAAAUAUCUUAAAUCCAUCUUUUUGAAUAUUUUAUUUUUAGAUGGACGUAUCCUAUGCGCCCACGAAACUUUAAGUCACUCGGAACCGAGUCAAACUAUUGUUAAUACAUAUUCGUGAAAAUAUAAUAAAAUAUUGAAGUGAAA